AGGGAGUAAGAGUUAGGCGUCGAUAGAGCAUUAAUUCGGUCGUUUCAGGGCUUCUAUAGCCGGCCCGGUGACGACAUCCUCUGGAUACACUCGCAAGGCCCACUAGCUAGCGAGCCCCCUUCGUUCCUCUGAUCCUCUCCGCUUCACGCCGUGCUCGAGCCGAGCGAUCGAUCGAUCCACCCGCACCGUGCACCCGGCCGGAAUGGAGGUGGCGGCGGCGGGAGGUGGUGCCCGCCGCCGCUCCCGCCGCCGCGCGGAGCAGCCCCCGCCGCCGUGCAGGCCAACCAACGACGACGACGCCGCGGCCAGCAAGCUGUCAUGUGUUAAUAAAGGAUACAUGAAGGAUGAUUAUGUGCAUUGUUAGGCAAAUAACAAAAGGGGCUCCAAUAAUAAAUUGAGUUCCUCAGUGCUGGAAAUGUCAGGAUGGUCAAAAGAGGAAACAGAAACUUGGUGCUGCUUUGAUACGACAUUCUUCCAGUUGCAGAAAAAGACAGAGCCCACGCACGACGUGGAUAUAGGGACAGCUUGACUUCAUGAGUAGACUUUGAUUGCCUGAGUCUUUAGGUUGGGGUUCAAGGUCUGGAAGAGAAUUACACAUGACUUUAACCCCGUCUUUGGCUCUUCUCUUCUUAUAUCUACUCUGGCCUUCAUGGAAACUUGACUAAUCAAUACCCUAGCAACUUCUGUGAUAACUAAUCAGAAGCUAACUUGACAGUGCUAGUCACAGGCUCUACUGGAUGUCCGUGAUGAGAGGAAGGAUGCAAGGGGUGUGGCUUGCAGCAUUAAUCUCCCUCCUUUGCCACUCUAUCGCAAACGCAGGGAAGGAAGCCGCUGCUGCUGUGUGCAUCACCAGCGAGAGGGAUGCUCUGCUUGCCUUCAAAGCAGGCCUUUGUGCUGACUCCGCUGGUGAGCUGCCUUCCUGGCAAGGCCACGACUGCUGCUCAUGGGGUAGCGUGUCCUGCAACAAGAGGACUGGCCAUGUCAUCGGCCUUGACAUCGGCCAGUAUGCUCUUAGCUUCACAGGUGAAAUCAACUCAUCUUUGGCUGCUUUGACUCAUCUACGGUACCUUAACCUGAGUGGAAACGACUUCGGUGGUGUGGCCAUCCCAGACUUCAUAGGCUCCUUCAGCAAGUUGAGGCAUCUUGAUCUCUCCCAUGCUGGUUUUGCCGGGUUGGUUCCUCCUCAACUUGGCAAUCUGUCAAUGCUCAGCCACCUUGCUUUGAACUCCUCUACGAUCAGAAUGGAUAAUUUCCAUUGGGUUUCUCGCCUCCGUGCCCUCAGGUACUUGGACCUCGGCAGGUUGUAUCUUGUUGCAUGUUCAGAUUGGUUGCAGGCAAUCAGUAGUCUCCCUUUGCUUCAAGUGCUUCGCUUGAAUGAUGCAUUUCUCCCUGCCACCAGUUUGAAUUCAGUUUCUUAUGUCAAUUUCACGGCCCUCACAGUGCUUGAUCUUAGUAACAAUGAGCUGAAUUCUACUUUACCAAGGUGGAUCUGGAGCCUGCAUUCUCUUUCUUACUUGGACUUGUCUAGUUGUCAGCUUUCUGGAUCGGUUCCUGAUAACAUAGGGAACUUGUCCUCCCUGAGUUUUCUUCAGUUGCUGGAUAACCACCUGGAAGGAGAGAUACCGCAACACAUGAGUAGAUUGUGCAGCCUGAAUAUCAUCGACAUGUCUAGAAAUAAUUUAUCAGGGAAUAUUACAGCAGAAAAGAAUCUGUUUUCCUGCAUGAAGGAGCUGCAAGUUCUCAAAGUUGGCUUCAAUAAUCUAACUGGAAAUCUAUCUGGUUGGCUUGAGCACUUGACAGGUUUAACUACUCUUGAUCUCAGCAAGAACUCUUUCACUGGACAAAUACCAGAAGAUAUUGGCAAGUUAUCACAAUUGAUUUACCUGGAUCUUUCAUACAAUGCAUUUGGGGGUAGACUGUCUGAAGUCCAUCUUGGCAAUCUAUCUAGGUUGGAUUUCCUGAGUUUAGCAUCAAAUAAACUGAAAAUAGUAAUUGAACCCAACUGGAUGCCAACUUUUCAACUCACAGGUCUAGGACUACAUGGUUGCCAUGUAGGACCCCACAUCCCUGCCUGGCUGCGAUCACAAACCAAAAUUAAGAUGAUUGAUCUAGGAAGCACAAAAAUCACAGGUACAUUACCUGAUUGGCUCUGGAACUUCUCUUCAUCAAUCACUACCUUGGAUAUCUCAAGUAACAGCAUCACUGGCCACUUGCCAACAAGCUUGGUGCAUAUGAAAAUGUUGAGUACUUUCAAUAUGAGAUCAAAUGUACUUGAAGGAGGCAUUCCUGGUUUACCAGCUAGUGUUAAAGUGCUGGAUCUAUCCAAAAACUUCUUGUCUGGAUCCUUACCACAAAGCUUAGGAGCCAAGUACGCUUAUUACAUCAAGCUCUCAGAUAAUCAACUGAAUGGAACUAUCCCAGCAUAUCUUUGCGAGAUGGAUUCGAUGGAAUUAGUUGACCUCUCAAACAACUUAUUUUCAGGUGUUCUACCAGAUUGUUGGAAGAAUUCCUCAAGACUGCAUACCAUUGACUUUUCGAAUAAUAAUCUUCAUGGAGAAAUACCUUCAACCAUGGGUUUCAUAACCUCCCUUGCAAUAUUAUCUCUUAGAGAGAACAGUUUAUCUGGCACAUUACCCUCCUCAUUGCAGUCAUGUAAUGGAUUGAUCAUUCUCGAUCUCGGAUCUAAUAGUUUAUCAGGAAGCUUACCAUCAUGGCUGGGUGAUAGUCUGGGCUCUCUGAUUACUCUAUCUUUACGCUCAAAUCAAUUUUCUGGUGAAAUACCUGAGUCACUGCCCCAACUUCAUGCCCUGCAAAAUUUAGAUCUUGCUUCUAACAAAUUAUCUGGUCCUGUACCACAAUUUCUAGGAAAUUUAACAUCCAUGUGCGUUGAUCAUGGAUAUGCUGUCAUGAUUCCUUCCGCCAAAUUUGCUACAGUUUAUACUGAUGGACGUACAUAUUUGGCCAUACACGUAUACACUGAUAAACUUGAGAGUUACAGCUCAACGUACGAUUACCCGCUAAACUUUAUUGAUCUAUCAAGAAAUCAAUUUACAGGAGAAAUCCCCAGAGAAAUAGGAGCAAUAUCUUUUUUGCUUGCCUUGAAUCUAUCAGGAAAUCACAUACUUGGGAGUAUUCCUGACGAAAUUGGGAACCUCAGUCAUUUAGAGGCACUUGAUCUCUCGUCGAAUGAUUUGUCAGGAUCAAUUCCUCCGAGCAUCACAGAUUUGAUUAAUCUAUCGGUUCUGAAUUUGUCCUACAAUGAUCUGUCAGGAGUGAUACCAUGUAGCUCUCAGUUUUCAACUUUCACAGAUGAACCAUAUCUAGGCAAUGCAGAUCUUUGUGGAAAUUGUGGUGCCUCGCUAUCAAGAAUAUGCUCGCAACAUACUACUACUAGAAAACAUCAGAAUAUGAUUGACAGGGGGACAUACUUAUGCACUCUGCUAGGGUUUGCAUAUGGAUUAUCUGUCGUUUCUGCCAUCCUCAUAUUCAGCAGAACUGCAAGAAAUGCCUACUUCCAGUUCACUGACAAGACAUUGGAUGAGUUCCGUGCUAUAGUUCAGAUAAAACUCAACAGGAUCAAAGCAGGAAGACGCCAAUCCAUGGAAAUUUAUCGUCUUGGCAGCCAGAACUCAAUCACCUGCUACGAAUUGGAAUUUGGAUAUACUACGGAAGGUAACUAGUUUAUGUUCUUGUAUAACUUGUAUGGUACUCCCUCCGUCCCAAAAAAAGAUAAACCCUGGUUUCCGUACCCAAUGUUUGACCGUCCGUCUUAUUUAAACAAAUUAUGAAAAAAAUUAAAAAGACAAGUUACGCACAAAGUAUUAAUCAUGUUUUAUCAUCUAACAACAAUAAAAAUACGAAUUAUAAAAAAGUUUCAUAUAAGACGGACAGUCAAAGUUAGACACGCAAUUCCAGGGUUUGUCUUUGACGGAGGGAGUAGGUCUGUAGACUGCUGGUUCAGAUAGGAGAUCCAAGUUUAGGUAAUUCUGGACAUCUGGACAUCUGGUAAUUCUGGACAGCUGGGUUCUGGUUCAGAUACAACCAAUGUAGUUCCUUGUUGUAUACAAGAUGCAUGCAUCACUACGUCAGUGUAUCUUUGCCAUGUUUUAAUAUAGUGCAUCCAGAGUUUUUUUUUUUC
This is a messenger RNA of Oryza sativa Japonica Group (Japanese rice), 4138 nucleotides long. RefSeq names its product receptor-like protein EIX2. The record is from RefSeq and is a predicted model, not a curated record. NCBI's taxonomy places the organism in Eukaryota, Viridiplantae, Streptophyta, Magnoliopsida, Poales, Poaceae. Gene Ontology annotation, molecular function: protein binding.